AUGACCAUAACCACCAGCAAGAGAGCAGAGCCGCGCAGGCUUGCCAUUGGUGUAGUUGGUAUUGGACGCAUCGGGCGGCAACACGCCCUCAACGCCCUGCACAACGUGCACCGUACCAAACUGCUGUGCGCCUGCUCGCCCGCCCCGCAGGACCUGGAGUGGGCCGACGAACACUUGGUGCCUUACGGCGUCAACGUCUACCCUUCCUUCGAGGAGAUGAUUGCCGAGCCCGGGCUGGAGGCCGUCAUCAUCGCCUCGACCACCAAGGUCCACUAUGAGCAAGUCACCGCCUGCGUCAAGCGCGGCCUACACGUGCUGUGCGAGAAGCCGCUGUCCAUGUCUGUGGCCGAGUCGCAGGCCAUCGUCGACCUCUGCUCCAAGCCCGAGUACAAGCACCUCAAAGUCAUGACCGCCUUCUCACGCCGCUUCGACGACUCGUACCUAAACGCCGUCAAGGCCAUCGAAGAAGGCCGCAUCGGCCAGCCCGUUGUUGUCCGCAGUGAGACACGCGAUAAGUUCGACGACAGCGAGUUCUACGACCGUUACGUCAUGGCGAAUCCAGGCAUCUUCAUCGACACGGCCGUUCACGACAUCGACCUGACGUUUGCAUUCAUGGGCAAUCAUCUCAAGCCCAAGUCGUGCCACGCCAUCGGCACCAUCGCCCGACACCACAAGCUGGCUCAGAUCGGUGACGUUGACAAUGCCACUGGUUGCGUUGAGUGGUACCCGCCUGCUCCAGGCAAAGUUGCCCCUAUCUCCUACUAUUUCUUCAGCCGCAUCAUGCAUCACGGCUUCGACAACCCCACCGAGAUCAUCGGCACCGACGGCGCGCUCAAGAUCAAUUUACAUCCCCACCGCGACCUCGUUGUCCAAGCCAACAGCAAUGGUAUCGGUAACGAUGUCAUGCCCGACUUCUACGAGCGUUACGAGAAGGCCUUCGUCACCGAGCUGCGUGUCUUCGCUGACGCCGUACUCGACAGCAAGGAGCUACCCUAUCCGCUAGAUGUAGCCGUUAAGGGCAUGGACAUCGCGGCUGCCCUACAGGAGAGCUUGAGGACGGGUAAGAAGAUCGAAUGGGACGAGAAUGGCAACAGAAUAUCGUCGUCCAAGUAA
Lasiodiplodia theobromae is the source of this 1113-nucleotide messenger RNA. RefSeq names its product Nad-binding rossmann fold oxidoreductase family protein. The transcript has a single exon. The record is from RefSeq and is a predicted model, not a curated record. Gene Ontology annotation, cellular component: cytoplasm. Gene Ontology annotation, biological process: NADPH regeneration. The coding region runs from base 1 to 1113 and encodes 370 amino acids. Lineage: Eukaryota; Fungi; Ascomycota; Dothideomycetes; Botryosphaeriales; Botryosphaeriaceae. Gene Ontology annotation, molecular function: nucleotide binding; oxidoreductase activity.